This is a messenger RNA of Engraulis encrasicolus (European anchovy), 849 nucleotides long. RefSeq names its product butyrophilin subfamily 1 member A1-like. Gene Ontology annotation, biological process: regulation of cytokine production; T cell receptor signaling pathway. The record is from RefSeq and is a predicted model, not a curated record. NCBI's taxonomy places the organism in Eukaryota, Metazoa, Chordata, Actinopteri, Clupeiformes, Engraulidae. Gene Ontology annotation, cellular component: external side of plasma membrane. Gene Ontology annotation, molecular function: signaling receptor binding. Bases 1 to 849 code for a protein of 282 amino acids. The transcript has 5 exons.
AUGCGCUGGAUAUGCCUCUGUGUGAUCGUGUUCCUUCCCAUCAGCACGAGAUGCAGCACAGAGCCUUUCCAUGUUGUCGGUCCAGGCCAUGUUCUUUAUGCUGUGGCUGGUCAAGACUUAGUUUUACCCUGCAACCUCAAGCCCAGCAUUAGUGCAGAAGGCAUGACUGUGGAGUGGUUUAGACUGAACUAUCACUCAGCAAACCCCUUGGUCCAUCUCUACAAAGACUUUAGGGAUCAGAAUGGCGACCAGAUCCAGUCUUACAAGGGGAGGACCUCUCUGUUCCAAGACAACUUGAAGAACGGUAAUGUCUCACUAAAACUCAACAAGGUGCAAAUAUCUGAUGAAGGAGACUACAGAUGCUACAUACAAUCUGAAGUAUACGAUGAUGAUAACCUUGUCCGGGUCAUUGUUAGAGGUAUUGGACAAACUCCAGUGUUGUAUUUAGAAGACUAUGGGGAUGACAGAAUGAAUCUGGUGUGUGAGUCUGGAGUAUGGAUGCCCAGGCCAACCAUUGAUUGGUUGGACCAUGAGGGUCGAAUCCUGAAUGCAGAGCCUCCAGAAGAGCUCAGUGAUGCUCAGGGCUUCACAUUGAAACGACAGCUGACCAUACACAGCAAUGACUCAAAGCGAUUUGUUUGCAGAGCGUCACAGAUGGAUGACAGGCUGGGGAAGAAGGAAGUGGUCACUAAAGAGGCCAUGAUUCAAAUCUCAAUGCCCGUGAUACUUGACUCCAACACCAAUCACCCCCUGCUGGCUAUAUCUGAUGAUGGUAAAGAAAAAGAGAUCAUCGCACCUCCAGCAAAUCCUCCCCCAGAGUGGUUUGGUGAAGCUGUCAUUGGCGUGUGA